CCAAUCGCCUCCUCCUGCAUUGACCUGACCGUUUGCCAUUCGCACGAAACGCCCAUUUCGCCGGGCUCAUUCGACCGGCAACUUGGCUUUUUCCCCGCCUCCCAGCCCUGCCAUGGCGUGGACACUUCGAGCAGAGUUGACGAAAACUGCCAGACGUCUGUCAUUCACUCGUCCGUCUAUUCAGAGCACCCGACAAAGUCGCCCAUGCCCCGGCGCCACGAGCCCGCUGGCCAGGCGAGCUGCGAGGCAGUCGGCAGUCGUGCGUCGAGUGUGAAAAAGUCGAUCGAUUUCUGCGUGACAGGUGCCGGUGCGCUGUUGCGCAAGCGUCGACGUGGUCUCAACGCACGUUCGAGCCUUUUCGGCUCUUCGGCCAAACUCGAGCUGACCGGAGGCGGCGGCGGCGGCGGCGCCUCUUGUCGGCCAAAAGGCGGCCGACUCGGCUUCAACGGCCAAGUCGGCCAGAAUUGUGCAUCGAUCGCCGGUCUGCCGGCCACCUUUGACUUGCCCGAGCCGACGUCCGACCCGCGAGUCACGCUGAUUGGCUACCGCAGUUUUGAUCCGGACACCGACGACCCGCUGACCGCGCCACCAGCCACGGCCCAGCUCGGCUGCACAUGCUCGCUGCCCGCCUCGCCGGUGCACUCGUCGCUGCGACAGGCCUGCUUUUUCGGUCUCUGUCCGCAGGCGUGCACGCGAGUUGCCGAGGCGCGCGGACACCCAGCCUCGGUGUCGACAAGCCUCUCGUCUGCGCCACCAUGGCAACCGGCAACCCGAGCCACGAGGGCUCAGACACGCGGGACGACAUGUCUGCGAACCGGUGCCGUCUCGAGCAGCGAGCCGGUCAGACGAGCUGUUGUUGAGGGGGCGGGCGAAGUAGCGCAUCCGUUGCCGUCUAAUCCAGCCUUUCUGUUGCGCUGUCUCAUCGACUCGUCGGCCAACGCGACUGUCGAUGACCAGUCGACGUGUCUCGACGCGCCCGGUCCUAGCGUUGCCGGCCGGUCGAGCCAUCACCGAGGCAACCGAGCUGACUCGACCGGUACAGACGGUUGCGACUGUCCCAACACACCGGCCGCACCCACGACUGCUUGUCGCUCUCGAGGACACUUGGCCUCAGGGCGUCCCAAGUCUCUUGUGCUUCGACAAACUUCUUGUACAGCCUCGCAGCAGGCCGAGGUCGAAGCAAAGUGUAGGCCCCUUCACAGUCGGACACAUCAUGCCCCGGCUCAACUGGCCUCUUUCCAAGAGUGA
Messenger RNA from Protopolystoma xenopodis, 1248 nucleotides. The record is from the annotation of a GenBank genome assembly. Lineage: Eukaryota; Metazoa; Platyhelminthes; Monogenea; Polystomatidea; Polystomatidae.